ACACGACAGCUCAUCAAAACACAAGAACUUGGGUUGAGAAGCAGGAUUUGGUAGGUUUGCCAUAACAGCUAAAGCCUGUUAAAUGAUGAUGGUAUGGUAACAAUUUAGCGCCAUGAUUGGACCAAUUGUAUACUUCACCUUAAUUCUUCUCACAGUUGUCUGUGCUGCCUUCCAAUAUGUGGCCCAUAGACUUCGCCGAGAUGCGUCCAUUGGAAACAAUCCAAUGUUUAUCAAGUUUCAGCGUGGCUAUUUUGCAGCCUACUUGAUGGCAAUGUUUGCAGACUGGUUACAAGGUCCUUACCUUUAUAAAUUAUACCAUCACUAUGGUUUCCAAGAGGAACAAAUUGCCAUUUUAUAUGUGUUUGGAUUUGCUUCCACUGUUUUACUUGGAACUUGGACUCCAAUUGCUGCAGACCAAUUUGGGCGAAAGAAGUUAUGCAUGUCAUUCACAGUUUUAUAUUCUGUUUCUUGUAUUUUAAAGCUGUCAAGGAGUUAUGGGAUUCUUUUGAUUGGCAGAAUUUUAGGUGGAAUUGCUACAUCAGUUUUAUUCUCAGCCUUUGAAGCAUGGUAUGUUCAUGAACAUGUGGAAACACAUGACUUUCCUAAAGAAUGGAUCGCAGUAACAUUUGCAAAAGCAUCCUUUUGGAAUGGUUUGAUGGCCAUUUUAGCAGGGUUUACAACAAAUGUUCUCUGUGACUGGAUGGGAUUCGGACCUGUUGCUCCAUACAUAUUGGCAAUACCAUUCUUGAUAAUAGCUGGUGUGAUUGUUAUGUACACAUGGAAUGAGAAUUAUAGUGGACACACAAUCAAGUUUCGAAAGUUGUGCGGUGAAGGUUUUAAAAGCAUCGUGACAGAGGAAAAAAUAUUUAUGUUAGGAGCUAUAGAAUCUCUCUUUGAGAGUGUCAUAUACAUUAUUAUUUUCUUAUGGACACCCAUUUUAGAACCGACAAAACCUAUGUUAGGGGUUGUUUUUUCGACAUUUAUGAUAAGUAUAUUGACAGGACAGGCAUUCUUCCAGGUGAUGUCUUUGCGGAAGAAAAUGUCCACAACUGUUUUACUCAUGACAUCCAUUUCAAUAGCCCUUUUUGCUAAUUUUUUGUUGAUUUAUUCCACUCAUCCUGGUACUCUCGACUACAGUCUAUCCUUUUCUGCUUUCGUGGUGUUUGAAAUUGCUGUAGGCAUUUAUUUUCCCUCCAUGGGAUUUCUCCGUUCCAGAAUCAUUCCAGACACUCAUCGUUGGAGCAUCAUGAACUGGUUCCGUGUUCCGAUUAAUCUGAUCGCAUGCGCAGUGUUGUUACUGCUUCACGAGGACGUUUUCCGUCAUGGAAAUCAAAUGAUUUUUGUGAUCUGUGCCGUUUUGUUGUUCUUGGCAAUCCUUAGUGGUGUUCGAUUUAAAACUCUUACAAAAGGUGAUGAGAGUUUGGAACAAGAGGCAGGAUGGCAAGAAAGUGAUCAUAUUCACAAUAUCUUUUGAAAAGGUUUUGUGUAUCUUUAUAUAAAGUAUAAUUCAACCGAUUGAUGUAAUGCACAUUAUUGUCAAUCAGUAUAUACACAUGCGUAUAUAUGUUUUUUUUUUAAUUGAAACAAU
Messenger RNA from Saccostrea echinata, 1588 nucleotides. RefSeq names its product molybdate-anion transporter-like. The record is from RefSeq and is a predicted model, not a curated record. Bases 113 to 1474 code for a protein of 453 amino acids. Gene Ontology annotation, molecular function: molybdate ion transmembrane transporter activity. Lineage: Eukaryota; Metazoa; Mollusca; Bivalvia; Ostreida; Ostreidae. Gene Ontology annotation, biological process: molybdate ion transport. The transcript has 2 exons. Gene Ontology annotation, cellular component: membrane.